Acanthoscelides obtectus is the source of this 2108-nucleotide messenger RNA. The record is from the annotation of a GenBank genome assembly. Lineage: Eukaryota; Metazoa; Arthropoda; Insecta; Coleoptera; Chrysomelidae.
UGUCAAAAAGAUCGGCAUAAUGUCACUUUUCAAGAUACGUUCGUGGUACCCGUGCCGUGUGAAAUAACGUAGGUUUUCUUAAGAUAUUGAAUUAUUGACUUAGCAUAAGCUGUUAUACACGUGUUGUCCGUCGCUGAUCUUGUGAAGUCCAUUGUUUUUUCCUACUACCGACUUUGUCUUUUAUUACCGAAUUUCAAGGAUAUUCUACCGAUUUAAUCUUUUACGGUUCGGCAACACUGUAUAUCAAAAUAUUACAAUACAAUUGGUAUAGGUAUAUCAAAAUUAUCAAAUUUGACAAAACCUUGUUGGUGGAUGCAUUUAACUUUAACAUAUUUGAAAAUAAAAAUACUCAUUCAUAAUAUUUACGCCGUUUCAUAAGUAGAUUGUCUAGGUACUAUUUUCGUUGUUUGAAGUGAUUUCACCAUAAUAUUUACCAAACAAACGUGCACUCGUUUUGAGUGGAGCCUAGUAUACUUGAAUUAGUGCAUAUUUAGCUAUAUAAAAUUAGGAUACUAGGGAAAAUGCCUGCGGCAGUCCAAGAAACAAAUAAAGCUGAACAUUCAGAUCAAAUGUGGAAAGUGCUAAAGAUACACCUUUUGAGGGAGAGGGCUCGUAAGAAGCAAGAAAGGGAGCAGGAGGUUGAAGAGGAACGUUUGCGAAAAGAAAGAGAAGCUAGAGAACAGCAGGAUGUUAUGACUUUAGGCGAGACAAGAGAACAGAUAUCACAACUAGAGACAAAGCUCCAACAGCUUAAGGAAGAGAAACACCAACUGUUUUUGCAGUUAAAGAAGGUAUUGAAUGAGGAUGACAAUAGGCGUAGGCAGUUGGUGAAAGAAAAUGCUGAACAGAUGAUGGCCAUGCAGACCAUGGCAGUACCUCCAGCAAAUAUGGUACCAAAUGGGCCUUCUGCAGCUUCUGUUCAGUUGUACAUACAGCAGCAACAACAGCAGCAACCAAGAUUGGUACAACCUCAACAGCAAUCUCAGGUCCAACCGGGUUUCAAAACAAAUGCCACAGUAAAGAGGCCCAGAAGUCCGAGUCCACCUCCUCCUCCUCCUCAGCAGGUACCAGUUUCUUUGUACCAUGCUGCUGCAGGAUAUGGAUACAAACCCCCUCCACAAGCCUAUCAGGGAUCACCACAGAAAGAUGAUGGCAGACGUAAUGAACUUGUGCGAGCUGUACUAUGGAACAAAACCCCACAAUACGCCAGCCAACCAUCAGCAUUCUAUCCGGUGCCUUCUCCACAAGAUCUGCCAAUCUAUUAUCCGCUGUCUCGUGAGCCACCUCCAGGCAGGGUGUACGGUGAUCCGCCAAGACCCCAGCCAAAUCAACCGCCCUACCAUUUGGAACCCAAGCAGUUGAUGGCCGACCAUUAUGUCAACAUCAGAGCCUCUCAACAAGCGCCACAGCAGCAACAGCCGCCCCAGCAUCCACAGCAACAGCACAUUGGAGGGCAUGUGAUGGGUAUGAGCGGCGGUCAACAAGGUCAGCCGAAAGGUAAGAUGUUACAAUACGAUAUAGUCCAAUCUUCAGGGGGUUGGGUGACGGAAACAUCAAUAACGGCCUUGAAGGAGAUGGAUAAAGACGUUACUUUCGAAAACAACAGCCGCAUGACGUCAUCAGAAGUAGGCCGGUCGAGCGGCCAACAUACCGUAUAUCAGCAAAAGUGAAUACAUAAGUUAUGUUGCAUAUUAUUUUCAUAUUUUAACAUACUCUUCCUGCUGGAAACGACGUAUAAAUAAUUCAAAAACGUGUUUUGGAAUAAAAAGGCAACUUUGUGCAAAAGAUUUAAGUAUUCGUAAGUAUUUUCACAAAUAUUUCGUCCAUUAGGUGUGCGCCUGAAAGUUUUUUUUUGUCCAAUACAUGUGCAUAAACAAUUCUGGGCUUAACUGGAGAAAAGUGCGCCAUUGCUAUACUACUCAGUGCAUUAUUAUCGCUUACAACACAAAAAAUGCCUAUUUACUGUAAUUCAACAAUGAGUUUUUUUUUGUAAUAUAUGACAGAUCCUGAUCAAUUUUAAAAACAUGACAUAUCCGAACCUCAUAUGGCGUUAGAUUAGGAAAUAAGCUAAUUUAAUCUAAUUGAUGACAUAACUGCAUGAAAAGUAU